Messenger RNA from Corvus hawaiiensis (hawaiian crow), 1605 nucleotides. Its product is annotated as carbohydrate sulfotransferase 8-like. NCBI's taxonomy places the organism in Eukaryota, Metazoa, Chordata, Aves, Passeriformes, Corvidae. The coding region runs from base 445 to 1389 and encodes 314 amino acids. The record is from RefSeq and is a predicted model, not a curated record. The transcript is spliced from 5 exons. Gene Ontology annotation, biological process: proteoglycan biosynthetic process; carbohydrate biosynthetic process. Gene Ontology annotation, cellular component: membrane. Gene Ontology annotation, molecular function: sulfotransferase activity.
GGGGGGCUGUGAGGCUGACUGAGGAGAUGAAGGGAGGAGUCUGGCAGGGGGAGCCAGCAAAAGCUGGUUUGUGCGUGAGGAAGGCUGAACAGCAGAAUCAGGGUGAGAUCUGAUGGGUGUUUGGGAAGCUGGGGAACAGGAUUUGCUGGGCAAGCUGCCUGGGGACAAUAUGAGGAAGGCUUUUGGAGGUAAGACUGAUGAGUUUGGGACUUGUCACUGUUGAUGCUGGGUUUCUUCAGAAGAUAGCAGCCUACUGCCACCAUAGGUUAUUCUAUUAGAGUUUCGCUUAGGUGAUUUUGAUCACUGGAGACUUUGCAUUACACAGAACUCCAUACUGGGGCCUCCCAUCUGAAAACAUCUUCCGAAGAAGCCUUUGGACUUCACCUUAAGAAAGACAGGUUUACUCUUUAGUGAUCACGUCAUUUUCCUUCCUGUGAGAAUAACAUGAACCAGAAGGUGGUAGUUUUCCUUCUCCCAAAUUUUUUAUUCGGGAUAUUUCUUUAUGGAUUUUUCUCUAAGAGACAAAAAAACCUAACAGAUGCUUUUCCUGAUCCUACUGAAUAUUGGCUGGCAACUCAAAACAGUCGCAAAAACACACUGGGUUCUGUCUGCCUGAAGAAUAACCUUAAUAAACCAAGAAGCAAAUUGGAUUCUCAGGUUGCAAACCAGCUCUUUGUGGAGCACAAGCAUAAAUUUAUCUACUGUGAGGUACCCAAGGUAGGCUGCUCCAACUGGAAGAGAACUAUUUUUCUUCUUCAAUCAGGUUUGAAUGCAAAACCUUCUGAAAUUGAGCAUGAUGACAUCCACCAAACCUCACUGAUCAAAAGGCUGGCGACUUACCCUCCUGCCUUACAAAAGGAAUUUCUAAGCAAUUACACCAAAGUGAUGUUCACCAGACAUCCCUUGGAACGGCUGGUUUCAGCUUACAGAGACAAACUCCUGCACUCUGAGCCAUUCUACAGUAUCACUGUUGCUAAUAGGAUUAGGGCAAUGUUCAGGAAAAAUAAAAAUUCUACUGAAAAAGUGAGUUUCCAGGAGUUUGUCAACUUCAUUCUAGCAAAACCACCACAUACUCUCGACAUUCACUGGAAACCAAUGUUUCUGCUCUGUGAUCCUUGCAACAUUCACUAUGAUAUUUUGGGUAAGUAUGAAACUCUUGGGUUGGACUCUGAGCGUGUUCUGGAGGUCAUUGGUGCACCAGAGAGUCUGCAAUACCCCAGCUUGAAGAGAUAUGGGUCAGAGAAACGAACUUAUGGUGAUAUCACCUUGGAGUACCUCAGACAACUGACCUCGGAACAAACUGAGAAGAUAAAAAAAUUGUAUGAAAUGGAUUUUUUUUUGUUCAACUAUACUAUGAAAUAUGAGGAUUAUUUUUCCCUGAAUGACUAAUGUAGGUUAAACAAAGAAGUUUCCUUUGUACAAAAUGGGCAGAACUUGUCCUCACAGGUGCUUGAUUGGUGGGCUGGUGAUUGCUGCUGAAAUUAUCCUGGAGUUUGUAGAUAUGGUUUAUCAUCCUAAGCACGCUUAUAAAAAAUCCCUGCCAUAAUCUCUUGUACCAUGCAGAGCUUUACCUAUUAAAAAGAUUGUCUUCAUGUUCAUCUUUAA